Molecule: messenger RNA, 1008 nt
Organism: Plasmodium malariae
Lineage: Eukaryota; Apicomplexa; Aconoidasida; Haemosporida; Plasmodiidae
Product: ribonucleotide reductase small subunit, putative
Exons: 5
Coding region: 1-1008 (335 amino acids)
Biological process (GO): deoxyribonucleotide biosynthetic process
Molecular function (GO): oxidoreductase activity
Source: RefSeq, a predicted model, not a curated record
AUGAACAAAGAAUACUAUCACAACCAGGAAGUACUGUUGGAAGCUCAGAAUAAUGAUGACAUCUUAAAAGAGAAUCAGUUUAGAUGGGUUAUGUUCCCCAUAAAAUACAAAACAUUCUGGACUUACUACAAAGAGAUAGAAUCCCUGUUUUGGACUGCUGAGGAUUAUAAUUUUGAUAAGGAUAAACAAUACUUGGACAACAUUGACAAAAAUAUGCUUGUGAAAUUGUUCGAGCUUGUUUGCUUCUAUAGUUUGAAGGAUUUGCACGUGUACAAGGAACAAGCACUAAUAACGAGCAAAAUGUUAGACAUUAUUCAAAUACCAGAAGGCAGAGCUUUUUACGGUUUUCAGAUGUGUAUGGAAAAUAUUCAUGAUGAAGUUUAUGCAUGUAUUUUUGAAACGUAUAUUCCUGACUCUAAACAGAAAAGAGUAAUAAUUAAUAAGGUAAUACAACUAGAUAGUGUUUUAAAAAAACAAAAAUGGCUAACUGAAAUAUUCGAAACAAAUAUCCCUUUCUACAAUAAACUAAUUCUUAUCUAUAUUUCUAAAGUUCUUUUUAACGGAACGUUAAAUAUUCUAAUUGGUUAUUGUAAGGAAAAUUCUAUUCUACCUGGAUUAUGUACCGUUCAUGAAAAAAUACAUAGAGAUGAAUAUCUUCAUGGUGAUUUUUCAGUUAUGUGUUGUAAUCAUUUAAAUAAUAAAUUAAAAUAUGAAUAUGUAUUAGAAUAUUUUAAAAUAGCAGUUGAGUUAGAGUAUCAGUUCUCUUUGGAAAUGCUAGAACUGUCUGUCUUAAAAAUAAAAAAAGAACAAGUCAAAUCCUUUUUGGAAUAUUUAGCUGAUAGCAUGUUAGUAAAUUUGAAAUACCCAAAACAUUUUAAUGCAAAAUAUCCCUUUUCUUGGCCUGAAUUUAAUAAGAUCACUGUGAGUGAGAGUCAAAAAACAGAGUCCGUUAAAAAAGCUGAUGAAAUUUAUGGUGAAAAACAAAUAACGUUUGACGAAGACUUCUGA